Molecule: messenger RNA, 10038 nt
Organism: Zerene cesonia (dogface butterfly)
Lineage: Eukaryota; Metazoa; Arthropoda; Insecta; Lepidoptera; Pieridae
Product: fibrillin-2-like
Exons: 51
Coding region: 154-8667 (2837 amino acids)
Molecular function (GO): calcium ion binding
Source: RefSeq, a predicted model, not a curated record
CAUUCCAUUGAUAAAGCUCGCAAUUUCUGUCAGUCGAGAGCGAGUCGCGGUCGUAGACGCUCGCCUCGCGUAACCUCCGCGUUUUAACGCGGCCUACCCUCUGUUCUCGUGCACAUCGAAUUUAUACCCGGAUCGACAAAGCAACAGUGUGGCAUGGGUGAUGGUGUCGCAAUGAGCUUGCGGCUGGUGACACUGGCGCUGCUGGUGUGUGCGGCGGCGGCGGAGCCUCGCCUGCAGAGCACGCCGCGCCCGCGCCACUGGCAGCGGGGCGUACGGACCCUCUCUGAUAGAUCGCCCACACAGUUCGUAGGCCCACAUGUGUGUCGGAGUCGAAACAGCACGCAUUGCUGUCCGGGGUGGACCUCCAGACCCAACUCUUUGCUUUGUGUAGUUCCGCUGUGCCGGCCGGACUGCGGCUCGCCGGGCGCGUGCAUCGCGCCCAACAUGUGCCGCUGCCCCGGCGGCACGGAGGCGCCAUCUUGUGCUGGCGGCGGACUCUACCCAUAUCCUGCUCGCACGCGUGGUGGUUGUCGCAGGAUAUGCAUGAACGGAGGCACUUGUACGAACGGCACCUGCGCGUGCGCACCCGGAUGGUCUGGGGAGUUUUGUACUGAACCGAUCUGCCGCGAGCCGUGCCUGCACGGCGGGCGCUGCAUCGCGCCGGACCGCUGCGUCUGCUUCCACGGCCUGUCCGGCACGCGCUGCGAGAUCGACCGCCGGACCGGGCCGUGCUACACGGACACGCGCGGCGCGCUGUGCACGGGAGCGCUGGAGGGCGUGGUGUGCACCAAGCAGCUGUGCUGCGCCACCGUGGGCGUGGCCUGGGGGCACCCGUGCGAGCGCUGCGGUGACCUGGACUGCCCGCCCGGACACCUGCGCAACCUUGCCACCAAGGAGUGUCAGGACAUAGACGAGUGCCUGGCGGUGCCGGGGCUGUGCGAGGGCGGCAAGUGCGUGAACUCGGUGGGCUCGUUCGCGUGCGAGUGCCCGCCCGGCCAGCGCCGCCACCGCACCACCAACAACUGCGAGGACAUCGACGAGUGCGAGGACCCCGACAUCUGUCCCAAUGGAAAAUGUGUGAACACAGAGGGUGACUACUACUGCUUAUGUAAUCCACACUUUAUUCCGAGUCCGGACAAGAAAUUCUGUAUAGACGGGCGCGUGGGCAACUGCUUCACGUACCUGAGCGAGACGGGCGAGUGCGGCGACCGGCUGCCCAUGGCGCUGUCCAACCGCGACUGCUGCUGCGGCUACAACAUGGGCCGCGCCUGGGGCGACCUGUGCGCGCCCUGCCCGCCGCGCGGCUCCAUGGAAUGGACGCACCUGUGCGGUGGCGGCGUGGUGCCGCCGGACUGGCGCCGCAACGACACGAGCGGCGGCGGCGGCGGCGGGGGCGCGGGCGGCGCGGGCGGCGGCGCCGACGUGGCGCACCCCAUCGCCAAGAUCAACGAGUGCAUGCUGCGCGCCGGCAUCUGCGGCCUCGGCGACUGCGUGGACAAGGACGUGGGGUACUCGUGCCAGUGCUGGGAGGGCGCGGAGAGCACGCUGCAGGACGGCAGCCCGGCCUGCAUCGACAUCGACGAGUGCGCGCUGCAGUACUGCGCGGGCGGCACCUGCAUCAACACGCCCGGCAGCUUCACUUGCAGAUGUCCACCUGGAUUCGAUCCCGUAGAGAACGGUCUACGGUGCAGUGAUAAAAACGAAUGCGAGAUGACCAAUGGAGGAAUGUGUACUAAUGGUGUUUGUACCAACGUCGAUGGGAGGUUCGUGUGCACGUGCAACCCCGGGUACGCGGGCACGGAGACGGGGCACGCGUGCCGCGACGUGGACGAGUGCGGCGACAACCCGCGCGUGUGCCGGCGCGGGCGCUGCCGCAACACGCCCGGCGGGUACGACUGCGCGUGCGAGCCCGGCUUCGCGCUCUCCGCCGCCGGCUACUGCGCCGACGUGGACGAGUGCGCCGCCGGCUCGCUGUGCCAGGGCGGGCGCUGCGUGAACGGCGAGGGCUCGUUCCAGUGCGUGUGCGAGGCGGGGUACCGCGGCACGCCCACGCGCGACGCGUGCGUGGACGUGGACGAGUGCGGCGAGCUGCGCGUGUGCCGCAACGGCCGCUGCCACAACUCGCCCGGCUCCUUCCGCUGCGAGUGCCUGCCCGGCUUCACGCUCAGCUCCGACGGCCGCUCCUGCCUGGACGAGGUGCAGGACCUGUGCUACGAGAAGUACGAGGAGGGCGCCUGCAGUGGGCCGGGCGCCGCCCCCGUCACGCGCUCGCAGUGCUGCUGCAGCGCUAGCAAAGGAUUACGUCUCGGUUGGGGUGUCGCUUGCAAAGAGUGCCCCAAACCCGGCACUAAGGAAUACGAAAUUCUGUGUCCCGAGGGCGCGAGCAAGGACAACGGGGGCACCGACAUCAACGAGUGCACCAUGAUCCCGGGCAUCUGCCCCCACGGCACGUGCGAGAACCUGGAGCCCGGCUACAAGUGCAUCUGCGACCCUGGCUACCAUCCGGACAAGGAUGGCAUCUGCAGGGAUAUCGAUGAGUGUGACAUGUACCAGUCUUACUGCACGGGCGGGCAGUGCCGCAACACGGCGGGCAGCUUCACGUGCGUGUGCCCGCCCGGCACGCGCCACGAGCCCGCCGAGCAGCUGUGCCGCGACAUCGACGAGUGCGAGGGUGAGGCCCCGCCCCCGCCCCCGCUCCCGCCCGGCCCCCACCGCGGGGACAUUCCGCCCGCAGAGAACACGAACCCGUGCGACAACGGGCGCUGCAUCAACACGCACGGCAGCUACGAGUGCGAGUGCGAGCACGGCUUCGUGCUGGACGCCACGGCGCAGCACUGUCUAGACAACCGGCGCGGCUCGUGCUGGCGGCGCGUGGUGGACGGGCAGUGCGAGGGCGCGGCGCCGGCGCCACUGCUGCGCCAGGAGUGCUGCUGCAGCGUGGGGCUCGCCUGGGGCUCCCCCUGCGAGCCUUGCGACCCCACCGACUGCCCCUGCCCCAAGGGCUUCGCUAAGUUGGACGGCGCGACCUGCCGCGACGUGGACGAGUGCAUGCUCGACCCGGACCUGUGUAUCGGCGGCCAGUGCGUCAACACGGACGGCAGCUAUCGGUGCGAGUGUCCCGAUGGACUCACUUUAGACGUUACAGGCAACCGGUGCGUGGACCUGCGGCGCGAGGCGUGCUACACGGAGCAGGCGGGCGGGCGCUGCGGCGGCGCGCUGGGAACGGACGCAUUCCGCAACCUCUGCACGGAUAUCUCGAGCGGCCAGCCCGGCAUAUGGACGCGACCCGGAGGUCCCAACGGCACCGGCAUAUGGAACCAGAUCGACGGCGGAGACGGAUUCGACGACGGCAGAGUGAUCUCGUGGGGCAAUCACACCGACGGAGACGAGUGGGGCCAGCCGGGCGGGCCCGGGAUCACGCCCAGCCAGAUGGAGGUCAACGAGUGUGCCGCCUUCCCCGGCCUGUGCGGACACGGCCGCUGCAGGAACAUGGUCGGCACUUUCACGUGCGAUUGUUUCCCCGGAUACGUGAAGGACUCGAAGAACCACUCGUGCGUGGACCUGAACGAGUGCGAGAUAAUGGAGAGCGCGUGCGGCGCGGGCGCGGCCGCGUGCCGCAACACGGAGGGCGGCUUCGCGUGCGACUGCCGCCCCGGCUACCGCGCCGACGACCUCUCCAAGCUCUGCGUCGACAUCGACGAGUGCGCCGAGGACCGGUCGCUGUGCCGCGGCGGGCGCUGCGUGAACACAGCGGGCUCGUUCCGCUGCGAGUGCGGCGCCGGCCUCGAGCUCGCGCCCGACCGCCUCUCCUGCAAGGACAUCGACGAGUGCUCCAUCACCUCGGGUAUAUGCAGCAACGGCGCGUGCGAGAACCAGAUGGGCACGUACCAGUGCGUGUGCGACGAGGGCUACGCGCAGUCCACGGUGAAGUCGCACUGCGAGGACAUCGACGAGUGCGCGGAGGACCCCACGCGCUGCCAGCACGAGUGCGUCAACACGCCGGGCUCCUACCACUGCGUCUGCAGGGAGGGCUGGCACCUGCGCGCGGACGGGCGCACGUGCCGCGACGUGGACGAGUGCGGCGGCGGCGCGCGCGUGUGCGGCGGCGGCGAGUGCCGCAACACGCCCGGCUCCUACCGCUGCGCCUGCGCCGCCGGCCUGCUGCCCGCGCCGCCCGACGCGCGCCCCACCUGCCUCGACGUCGACGAGUGCAACGAGAUCGAGGACCUGUGUGGGGCGGGCGAGUGCCGCAACACCAUCGGCAGCUUCGUGUGCCGCUGCCCCGACGGGUACAGCGUGAAGCCGGAGCAGGGCCCGGCCUGCACGGACGACGACGAGUGCGAGCUGGGCACCUGCGACUGCCACCCCGCGGCGGAUUGUAUUAACUUGCCGGGCUCGUUCCAAUGCCGCUGCCGCGACGGGUGGCGCGGCGACGGCGCCGAGUGCGAGGACGUGGACGAGUGCCUCACCAACAACGGCGGCUGCCACCCGCGCGCCGCCUGCCGCAACACCGACGGCUCCUUCGUCUGCCUCUGCGACACCGGAUACAAGGGCGACGGAUAUUCAUGUGUGGACAUCGACGAGUGCGCGAACGACCCGACGCUGUGCGAGAACGGGCACUGCACCAACACGCCCGGCGCCUACGAGUGCGACUGCGACGUCGGCUUCACCAAGUCCCAGGAUGGCAAGCAAUGUCUAGACAUGGACGAGUGCGCGACGUUCGACAACGUGUGCGUGUUCGGGCGCUGCGUCAACACGUACGGCAUGUUCAAGUGUAUCUGCGACAAAGGGUACCAGUCCGACAGUAUCGAUGAUUUGAUGCCCGGCUUCAACUGCACGGACGUGGACGAGUGCAAGUCGCCACAGUCGUGCCAGUACGGGGAGUGCAUCAACACGCAAGGCUCCUACAUCUGCCGCUGCCCGCCCAACUACGAGCUUGUCUCUGAUGGAACUGCUUGUUAUGAUUCCCGCAAAGCUCGUUGUUACGCCAAAGUGGAUCUCCGUUCGGGCACAGAGCAGUGUCGGGACAGCGACGAGCUUUCGGAAGACGGCACUAUGGCCGCCUGCUGCUGCUCUGUUGCGGGCGCGGCGUGCGGCGGGCCCGUGGGCGUGCCGCAGACCAAGUACCUGUGCUGCUGCAGCGUGGGGCGCGCGUGGGGCGCGCCGUGCGAGGCGUGCCCCGCGCGGGGCUCGCGCGAGCACACGGCGCUGUGCGGCGAGCGCCCCGGCGAGUACAUCAACCCGUGGACCAACGAGACGCGCCCCAUCGACGAGUGCGACCUCAUGCCGCAGCUGUGCAAGCCGGGCGCCUGCCACGACACGCCCACCGGCUUCCAGUGCGGCUGCGACCACGGCUACGAGCACGACAACACGUCCCACCAGUGCCGCGACGUGGACGAGUGCUCGCUGCACCACUCGCCGUGCCGCGGGCUCGCGCAGUGCGUCAACCUGCCCGGUGCUUAUGAGUGCAAGUGCCCCGCGGGCUACCGGCUGACGAGCUCGCUGGACGAGUGCGAGGACGUGGACGAGUGCGACGACGCGCGCCUGUGCGAGCACGGCGACUGCCGCAACACCGUGGGCUCCUACCGGUGCGAGUGCAAGGCGGGCUACACGCUGCGCGAGGGCGCGUGCCGCGACGUGGACGAGUGCAGCCGGCCGCGGCCGCUGUGCCGCAACGGCACGUGCGAGAACCGGCCCGGCUCCUACGUGUGCCACUGCGACGACGGCUUCAAGCCGGGCGCCAACAACGACUGCAUCGACAUAAACGAGUGCCGCGAGGGCGGCAUGGUGUGCCGCAACGGGCGCUGCCGCAACACGGUGGGCGGGUUCCGCUGCGAGUGCGCCAGCGGCUACACGCUGACGGCGGACGGCCGCAACUGCCGCGACGUGGACGAGUGCUCCGAGCUGCCCGCGCCCUGCGGCCGCGACGGCGCGCCCUCCUGCACCAACACCAACGGCGGGUACGAGUGCUCGUGCGGCGCGGGCUGGCGGCUGGCGGGGCGGCGCUGCGUGGACCGCGACGAGUGCCGCGAGCUGCAGUACGUGUGCGCCGGCGGGGAGUGCCACAACUUCAAUGGCGGGUACCGGUGCGACUGCCCGGCCGGGUGGCGCUUCGACCAGGCGGCGGCGCUGUGCGUGGACGAGCGCAAGGAGCUGUGCUACGACGAGUGGUCGGGCGGGCGCUGCCACCGCGCGCGCCCGCUGCAGCUCGCGCGCCCCGAGUGCUGCUGCUCCGAGGGUGCCGCGUGGGGUAGAUAUUGUGAACGUUGCCCGACGCCCGACUCACCGGAGUUCUUGCGUAUUUGCCAAGGUGGAAUGGGGAGACCUAAUCUCACACAGGACCUGGACGAGUGCGCGGUGCGGCCGGACGUGUGCCGCGGCGGGCGCUGCGUGAACACGGACGGCUCGUUCCGCUGCGAGUGCGGCGCGGGCUACGCGCUGGACGCCAGCGGCCUGCGCUGCGUGGACGCGGACGAGUGCGCCGCCGACCCGCGCGUGUGCGGCAACGGCACCUGCACCAACACGCCCGGCGGCUACGAGUGCCGCUGCAACCUCGGCUUCACGCAGGGCCCGCAGCAGACGUGCGUGGACGUGGACGAGUGCGCGGAGGGGCGCGCGGCGUGCUCGUUCCGCUGCCACAACACGGCGGGCUCGUUCCGCUGCACGUGCCCGUUCGGGUUCGCGCUGGCGGCGGACGGCGUGCACUGCCGCGACGUGGACGAGUGCGCCGCCGACGAGGACGUGUGCCCGCACGCCUGCGAGAACGUCGUCGGCUCCUACAUCUGCAAGUGUCCCGAAGGCUACAGACGCACGUCGGCGCCGCACGACGCGGAGGACGCGUGCGAGGACGUGGACGAGUGCGCGGAGAGCGGCGAGCUGUGCGCGCCCGGCGUCUGCAUCAACACCGACGGCGGCUACACGUGCGACUGCGACGCGGGCUACGAGCCCAGCGAGGACCUGCGCGCCUGUAUCGACCGCAGGACGGGCAUGUGCCACCGCUCGCUGGUGUCCGGUCGCUGUGUGCCUGAGCCCUGGCCCAGAGCCAUCGCAUCCACUCCCGUGCCAGCCACACAAGUUACCAAAGCGCAGUGCUGCUGCACGCUGGGCAUGGCGUGGGGCCCGGAGUGCGAGCUGUGCCCGGCGCCCGGGUCGGCGGCGCGCCUGGAGCUGUGCUCGCGCGCCAACCUGCGGCCGCGGCCCGGCCAGCGCGGCGACGAGCUGACCGCGCCCGACGCGCCCGGCGCGCCCGACGCGCUCGACGUGGACGAGUGCGCGCUCAUGCCCGCCCUGUGCGCGCCCGGCCGCUGCGUCAACACCAUCGGCAGUUUCCGCUGCGUGUGCGGGCUCGGCUACAAGGCGGCGGGCGACGUGUGCGCGGACGUGGACGAGUGCAGCGCGCGGCGUGCGCCGUGCGAGCAGCUGUGCCGCAACACGGACGGCUCGUACGAGUGCCUGUGCCGCGCCGGCUACGAGCUGGACGAGGACGGCGCAAACUGCCGCGACGUGGACGAGUGCGCCACCGGCGCGCACACCUGCCAGCAGACGUGCGCCAACACCGACGGCUCGUUCGAGUGCUCCUGCCAGGAGGGCUACGAGAAGCGCGGCGACGCCUGCGUCGAUAUAAACGAGUGCCACGAGGAGGGCGUGUGCCCCGCGCCGGGCAAGUGCGUGAACCUGCUGGGCUCGUUCCGCUGCGUGUGCCCGCGCGGCUUCCGCCUCGACCUGAGCGGCUCGCGCUGCCGCGACCGCGACGAGUGCGAGGACGGCCGCUGCCAGUCGCCCUGCCGCAACUACGCCGGCGGCUACCGCUGCGAAUGUCCGCCGGGCGAGAUCCGGUCCGCUAACGGGCUGUGCGCGGCGGCGGACGCGUGCGCGGGGGCGCCGUGCGGCGGCGCGCCCUGCUUCCCGCUGGGCGGCGCGUUCCGCUGCGGCUGCCCCAACGGCUACGGCUGGGACGCCGCGCACGCUGUCUGCCUGCAGAUGGCGGGCGGGUGCGCGACGGCGAGCUGCCUGUUCGGGUGCCGCGCGCUGGGCGACGGCUACCAGUGCGGCUGCCCGGCGGGCUACGAGCUGGUGGGCGCCGGGCACUGCCUGUCGGCGCUGGACGGCCUGCCGCCCGGCGACAUCGGCGCGGCGCCCGUCUUCCCGGUGCGCGACCAGUACAAGCUGCCCGACUCCGACCUGCUCUCCACCGAGGGCUGCUUCAGCUGCAAGAUAAAUGGCCGACGAAGAAGAGCUCCCGAAGAAGGCAUCGUGUACGCGAAUGGAACCACGCUCGUCAGGAGGCGCAGGAGACGCAGUAGACGUCGCCGUUCGCUUCUCGAGCCGGAAGCAGAGUUGAUAGUCCUCCGCACCACACCCAAACAGACCUGGGGCAGGGUGCCGCUGCUGCGGCUGAUCCCCGCGGAGGGCGAAGGCCGGCCGCACUACCGCAUCGCGUACGGCGACGACCAGAAGGACUUCAUCCUGAACAAGAAGGACGGCGCCUGGGCGCUGAGGCUGCGGAAGCACCUCAAGUCUCAGGAGGUGCUGGAGAAGCAGCUGGAGCUCGAAGCCAGGUUCGUGACGCCGCAGUCGAGUAAGAAGAGGAACAGGAGACACGUGGAGGACGUCCCGGCGCCGCUCAGACUGUACGUGUCCGUUCGCAUCGCGCCGCCGAAGCGCUGAACCGGGACGCGUGAGACUCUCCUUGCGAAACAGACCUCGCUUCAAUAGACCUAUAUAGAUCUGGAUUUUUUAUACGAAUGUCUCUUUCUAGUUUAUGUUUAAAUUGUAAGUUAUAAUGAGACAGCAUUCCGUACAUCAAUAAAACAUUUUAUGAUAUUUUAAACGGUCUAUUGAUGCGGGUUAAUAUAAUUAUAGUAUAAAGUACACUCGUAGGAAUUGAAUUGGUUGUAAAUAUGAAUUUUAAAACACUGCCAUGAAAUCAGUCAUUAUACGCACUGCCAUAUAAUUCGUUUCUCUUUUUAAAUUAAGCGUCUGUACCGCAGACGCUUACGGCUUAUAAAUUAGUAAGGUUUGUCUCACUGCACCUCCUUUAGGGUAGUCUAGCAAUUGUGUGCGCGAUUUCUUACAACGCCAUCUAGCGGCAAGCAGAAGUAACUGCUGUUCAUAUUGAAGGAGUUUGUGGGAAAUCGCACGCGACAAGCGUAAGGUCGUCGUCAAACGAAUCCUGGGCGAUCUCGGCAGUAUUAAUAGUGUGAGGUGAUUGAAUGCAUAAUAAAUAGGGAUACAUAUCGUCGUAUAUAGUAUAAUCAAUUUUCUACGAAAUAUAUGUGAGCGACAUCUUUCGAGCUGUAUUUGUCUCAGACAAAAAGUGCACUCGGAAUCUUGACUUCACAUACGACUUUUUCAAUCGCAAUUAUAAGCAAUUAAUAUGCAAUAAACAGAAAAAUUUUAUUUUUAUAUGCAAAUUUGAAAGAUUCACGAAUCGAGCGGUAUGGUUAUGGAGCAUAGAGUAGUUUCGGAGAUAGCUAAUCUUCAUAACAUAACACGACUAAUUACUUAUUCCGCCAUCUUUAGUGCCAGUGUAGCGUAAGGCGUAUAAUAUUUAAGACGACUAUUUAUUUUCACUUAUAUAGCAAGGAGUCUAUAUUACAUCCUAUGAUAUAUGUUUGAAUGUUGGCCUGUCAUACAACUUAAUAGGUUUUUUUGGGAUUUUUUUCAAUAUCUCGCUUAUUCAAAAUUAUGCUAUAAAACAAAGAGGCUUUUUAUUGGAUAAAUAAUAUUAUCCAAUACUUUAUGGAUAUAUUUUCCAUUAGUUAUUGUGCUGCAUUUUUUAAUUACAUUACGGUGGGCAAUAAGUUUGUGCCUUAUAAUCAGUUUUGACAGGUGUCAACAGUUCGGGCAACUAUGUAUCUGAAGUUGAGUCUAUCUAGUGUUUAUAUCUACUUAUUUUUAUAUAGAGCCAUUUUUAUAGAUUUUUUAUGUUAACGCUUUUUGGCAUUAUUUAGUCGUUACACAAUUCAAUAGACUAGUUUUAUUUUGUAAAUAUGUGCAUACGAUGAAAUAUUGAAAAUGUGUUAUAUUUUAACUUAG